Molecule: messenger RNA, 936 nt
Organism: Phacochoerus africanus (Common warthog)
Lineage: Eukaryota; Metazoa; Chordata; Mammalia; Artiodactyla; Suidae
Product: olfactory receptor 7G3-like
Biological process (GO): G protein-coupled receptor signaling pathway
Cellular component (GO): membrane
Molecular function (GO): G protein-coupled receptor activity; olfactory receptor activity
Source: RefSeq, a predicted model, not a curated record
AUGAAACCAGGAAACCUCUCCAAUACUGCAGAAUUCCUCCUUCUGGGACUGUCAGAGGAUCCAGAACUGCAACCCCUUCUAUUUUCCCUCUUCCUCUCUGUAUACCUAGUCACUGUGGUAGGUAACCUGCUCAUCAUCUUGGCCAUUAUCUAUGACUCCCACCUCCACACCCCCAUGUACUUCUUCCUCUCUAACCUGUCUUUCAUUGAUAUCUGUUUCACCACCACCACCCUCCCAAAGAUGCUGGUGAAUAUCCAGACACAGAGCAAUGCCAUCAGUUACCCAGGAUGUCUCACCCAAAUCUGCUUUGUCCUGACUUUUGUUGGCUUAGAAAAUGGAAUUCUGGUAACGAUGGCCUAUGACCGCUUUGUGGCCAUCUGUCACCCACUGAGAUACAAUGUCAUCAUGAACCCCAAGCUCUGCGGGCUGCUGGUUCUGAUGUCCUUCCUUAUUAGUGUUCUGGAUGCUCUGCUCCACACUUUGAUGGCUCUGCGACUGUCCUGCACAGACCUGACGAUACCCCACUUUUUCUGUGAACUAGCUCAUAUUCUCAAGCUCUCCUGUUCUGAUAUCCACAUCAAUAAUAUCCUUGUGUAUUUAGUGACCAGCCUGUUGGGUGUCAUUCCUCUCUCUGGGAUCAUUUUCUCUUAUACUCGUAUUGUCUCCUCUGUCCUGAAAAUGCCAUCAGCUGGUAGAAAGUAUAAGGCAUUUUCCAUCUGUGGGUCACACUUAGUAGUUGUUUCCUUGUUCUACGGUACAGGUUUUGGGGUGUACCUUAGUUCUGCAGCCACUCCCUCCUCCAGGAAGAAUGCAAUAGUAUCAGUGAUGUACACAGUGGUCACCCCUAUGAUGAACCCUUUUAUCUAUAGUCUGAGGAACAAGGACAUGAUGGGGGCUUUGAGGAAACUCAUCUCUAGAAUAUCAUCCUUCUACUGA